GUGGAUGAGGUGUGGAAGAAUGUUGCUAAUCGACAACCGCAUUCCUUGUUGCCAUCAAGGAAUGCAAAGCUAGGAGGGUCAGCAUAUAUAUUCCAGGCCUAUGACAUAGUCUUCAUACUCCAGGGCUCCUUUCUUCCUCCUCACCGCAGAAGCGAUGCGUACCUCUCUAGCCAGCUGUUUCCUCAUUGGCAUUGUGCUCUUCCUGCUGAAUUCUGAUCAUGCUCUCGCCGACAAGAUCUUGGAUGCGCCGACGGAUACUAUAACCUCAUUCCCUUGUGAUACAACGGGUAAAUCGUUUUCACGCUAUGACGCUUGCACUUCUUCCCUAAGCAGCCGCGCCCAGAGUUGUACUUUCACCGAUGCGAAAUGUGCCUGCAGUGCAGCCUCGUCCGGUUUUAGUUGUCUCACCGAGUGGUGCCCCAGCGAUACUUCAGCAGUCUGCCCAGCAUCCUUGUUCAUUUCUUCGGGCUGCUCCCUUGCAGGCCAACCAGGGCCCCUUUUUACUCACUACUCGUGCCCGACGACUUUCGGCGACGACAUCUCUUCUGAGUUUGCGUCACUUUUUGAUUAUAUUAGUACCGCUUUCGAGACAGGCGCUGGCCGCACGUGGAAGCCUUCAUCGGAAGGCAGCGCGAAGGACACAGGAGCAUCGACAACUACCAGUCCGACUGCAUCAUCAGCCAAUUUCACCAUUACGGCGCCUUCUAACGCAGCCAAAUCAGGGAACGCAAACCCUAUGUUGCCUGAAAAUGGCCCCCUUCAGAGCAUGAUGCCGAUGCUCGUUGCGUUUGCUUUGGGGCUCGGAGGUCUUGCUGUAAUCCUAUAGGUGUCAGAGAGAGGCUGGGAUAAUAUGUAGGUUCGGUAACCUCUCGACAAGAUGCGCCGGAACAACCCCCGACCCGACGUCACGUUCCGUCACGUGAUCACUCAAUACACCUCAAGGGCGACGUGUAGGAACAACGUAUAGGAAUGACGUUAAAUAGGCCUCGCUUUCGAUGGCGCUCACGAGCAAAAACGCUAGUCGGAAGAAGGGAUAAUAG
This is a messenger RNA of Mytilinidion resinicola, 1040 nucleotides long. RefSeq lists its product as uncharacterized. The coding region runs from base 155 to 826 and encodes 223 amino acids. Lineage: Eukaryota; Fungi; Ascomycota; Dothideomycetes; Mytilinidiales; Mytilinidiaceae. The record is from RefSeq and is a predicted model, not a curated record. The transcript has 3 exons.